This is a messenger RNA of Closterium sp. Naga37s-1, 2589 nucleotides long. Lineage: Eukaryota; Viridiplantae; Streptophyta; Zygnematophyceae; Desmidiales; Closteriaceae. The record is from the annotation of a GenBank genome assembly.
AUGUACUGCCUAGUGAAUUGCCUGAAGAUUUUAACACCAUUCAUAUGCCGUGCCGUCGCUCUCUCUCCCAUCCCGCCGUAUCCUGUCCCCCACUACCUGCCGUCACAUCUCCAACCCACCUCAAUCACUCCGUCCCACCCCGCCCUCUCCUCUCCCUUACCUCCCCGCCGUCCCCUCCCUCCUCCCCUCCGUCGCCUCUCCCUCCUCCCCGCCGUCGCCUCUCCCUCCUCCCCGCCGUCGCCUCCCUCUCCUCCCCGCCGUCGCCACUCCUUCCUCCCCGCCGUCGCCGCUCCUUCCUCCCCGCCGUCGCCUCUCCCUCCUCCCCGUCGUCGCCUCUCCCUCCUCCCGGCCGUCGCCUCCCUCUCCUCCCCGCCGUCGCCGCUCCUUCCUCCCCGCCGUCGCGGCUCCUUCCUCGCCGCCGUCGCCUCUCCCUCCUCCCCGCCGUCGCCUCUCCCUCCUCCCCGCCGUCGCCUCCGGCGACAGGUGCACGAGCGCAAGCGCGAGUUGGUGCGCGAGAGCGGGUUGGUGCGCGAGCGCGGGUUGGUGCGCAAGCGUGGGUUGGUGCGCGAGCGCGGGUUGUUUAUGAGUUACCGUGGUUAUCAGGGAGUGAGUUGCAUUCGCUAUUUCUUCUUUCCUGUGCAGGGAGUUCAAGCUGCAGGCUUUUUACGUGCUGCCACCUGGUGCUCACAAGACGUAGCAUUACCUGUUGCCACGUGGCGUGGUGGUGGCUCCCACCCAGCGAAGUUUCCGCACACCUUCCUUCCGCCGCCGCCGGCUCCCCCAUCAGCGGGGCUCGCGUUCGUUCCGCGCUUCACUGCUCUCCGCGGAGAAUGGCCCUCUCCCUCCCCGCUGCCCGCCACUCCCCCUUCCGCGCAUGCAGCUGGGCGGAAGGGGAAGGAGGGCGGGGGAAGCAAAAGGCAGAGCAGGGGGAAGGGGGGGUCUGUAGGGGGGGGGAGCGCAGCAGCAGGGGCAGAAAGAGAGGAGGGUGAGGAGGCAUGGGCUGCAGGUGAAGAGGAUUAUAUGGAGGAUGGAGCAAUGCUAGUGGUGCAGCCGCGCCCCCAUCCGCGCUGGCUGCUGCGCGCCAAGCUGGGGGAGGCGCUGCGAUUGGUGGAUUCACUGACAGGCACGGACAGCCAAUGGGAGAUGGAGCAGCGCUCGUGGGGGGGCGCAGGGAGAGGGGAGGAAUCACAGCAGGGUGGAGCAGCGAGAGAGUGGCAGGGGGAAGGAGAGCAGUGGCGGCAAGGGGAAGAGGCUGAGGCUGAGUGGAGAAGGCGGAGUGAGGGGUGGGAGCGGAGUGCAGGGAGGAGUGUGCGGAGUGGGGAUGGGGUGGAGGGGUUUGGGUUUCCGCCACCGGGAGGGGGUCACCCGUGGGUGGUGGUGCACAGCAGAGGGCGGGGAAUACGCGCAGGGUCAUUCUUUGGGAGUGGCACCAUCGAGAGCAUUGCUGCUCAUGUGCACGCUUCACACACCAUGGGUGUACCAGUGGAGGCAGUAUUCGUGAAUGCUACUCUCUCAGGCGUGCAACAACGCAACCUGGAGGUGGCAUGGGGUCUGCCAGUGGUGGACCGAGUGGGUCUGAUUAUCGAGAUCUUUGGUGCGCGUGCCAACACACGAGAGGCCAAGCUGCAGGUGGAGAUGGCAGGUUUGGAAUACCAGCGCAGCCGGUUGGUUCGGCAGCGAGGCUCGGGGGGGCGCAGGCUGGGGUUUGGUUUGAGGGGUGAGCAGCAGGUGGUGAGUGCGCGAGGGAGGGCGGCAGGCGGGCGGGGCUUUUUGGCCGGAGCAGGGGAGAGCGAGCUACAGCUGCAGAGACGACGCAUAUCAGAAAAGCAGCACAAGAAUCUCGGAGAAGCAGCACAAGCUGAGGCAGCAGAUAGAGCAAGUGAGGAGGACACAAUCUCGGAGAAGCAGCACAAGCUGAGGCAGCAGAUAGAGCAAAAUAUCGGAGAAGCAGCACAAGCUGAGGCAGCCGAUAGAGCAAGUGAGGAGGACACAAUAUCGGAGAAGCAGCACAAGCUGAGGCAGCAGAUAGCACAAGUGAGGAGGACACGUGGCCUGCACCGAUUGGCCCGCAGACGCGCCUCCUGGGAGGGCGGGGGGAAGGGUAGAGGGCUGCCUGUGGUGGCCGUAGUGGGGUAUACCAAUGCGGGCAAAUCUACGCUGGUGACAGCACUUUCACAGUCGCCCCAAUACAUUGAUGACCGGUUAUUUGCAACCCUGGAUCCUCGUGUGAGAGCAGUCAAGCUGCCGUCAGGGCGCAGGGUGCUUCUGAGUGACACGGUGGGGUUCAUAUCCGACCUGCCCCAUCAGCUGGUGGAGGCGUUUCACGCCACACUGGAGGAGGUGGUUGAAGCCGACCUGCUGCUGCAUGUGGUGGACGCGUCAGCACCAGACAUGCAUCAGCAGCGACAGGCGGUGUUGCACGUGCUGACGCAGAUGGGGGUGCCUGUGGAUCCAGGCAUGGCCGCUGACGUCAGCAUGGCUGCUAGGGGAAGCAGCAUGGGUGUGGGUGAUGGUGGUUAUGGUGGACCUCCUUCCUCCCUCGCACCCCCUGCUCUCGGGCUCGUCCAUUCUAGAGUCACACCUUCAUAA